UUUGACCGCAGUGAGUCAGAAACAGACCCAGUGCCCGCUCACCCGGGCCGCCUAACGUGCAACAUCCUCCUGCUGCUCGCGGAGGUAGUUUGGGUGGUGGGAAGUGGAACCUUCGCGGUCUGGUUACAGACCGUCUCCCCUCCGUCAGGAGGAAAUCACGAGUGCGAAGGAGAAAAACUUUGCCCCGGUGUAAGACACACCCCACGCCUGCGUGGCACUGGGGCCACCGAGGGGCACCUGGCACGGGGAGGUGCGGGAGACUGUGUGCCUAGCAGCUGGGUUGCAGGUAUUGAGUCUGCCCCAGUCUGCACCGCAAGGAAAGCUCUCCUUCCGGCUAACAUGCCCUGUCCACGUCUGAGAAAUUACCCCACGCCCUGCUUUCUGCCCUGUGGGCUCCAGAGAUAGAGCAGGGCUUGGACAUCCCUGGCAGCUUUAUCCACAAGGGCUCUCCUGUGGGCCAAGCUGGUGGCUCCCUCUCUUCUUGCAUCCCUCCUGUGCCCAGGACUGUUGAUUUUUCAUUUCCAAAUUUGGCAGAUUUCACUUGGAAAGAAUAGCAGCUGUCUCUGGAGCAGAUUGGGAAUGGGCUGGGAGAGAGGAGCAGAGCCAAUCAGGGGUGGCCCUGGAGCUCCCUGGGGACACCAGCCUGUUUCUUCCCCUCCCCUUCCUUUUCCCUUCCUCCUUCCUCCAGCCUCCUCUCCUCUUUUUCCCUCCUCUCCAGUAGCCACGUGCGUCUGCCCAGCUGCUCCCUUCCCUGAGAGACCCAGAGGCCUCCAUGGCCUCACCCACGUCCACCAACCCAGCACAUGCCCACUUCGAGAGCUUCCUGCAGGCCCAGCUGUGCCAGAAUGUGCUGAGCAGCUUCCAGGGGCUAUGCCAGGCCCUGGAGCUGGAGCCUGGUGGGGGGCUGCCCCAGUACCACAAGAUCAAGGCUCAGCUCAAUUACUGGAGCGCCAAGUCGUUGUGGGCCAAGCUGGACAAGCGAGCAAGCCAGCCCGUCUACCAGCAGGGCCAGGCCUGCACCAACACGAAGUGCCUGGUGGUGGGUGCUGGACCUUGUGGUCUGCGGGCUGCUGUGGAGCUGGCACUGCUGGGAGCCCACGUGGUACUCGUGGAAAAGCGCACCAAGUUCUCUCGCCACAAUGUGCUCCACCUCUGGCCGUUCACCAUCCAUGACCUUCGGGCGCUCGGUGCCAAGAAGUUCUAUGGGCGCUUCUGCACAGGCACCCUGGACCACAUCAGCAUCCGGCAGCUCCAGCUGCUUUUGUUGAAAGUGGCAUUACUGCUGGGGGUGGAAAUUCACUGGGGUGUCACCUUCACUGGCCUCCAGCCCCCUCCCCAAAAGGGGAGUGGCUGGCGUGCCCAGCUCCAGCCCAAUCCUCCUGCUCAACUGGCCAACUAUGAAUUUGAUGUCCUCAUCUCUGCCGCUGGAGGUAAAUUCGUCCCUGAAGGCUUUACAGUGCGAGAAAUGCGUGGCAAACUGGCUAUUGGCAUCACGGCCAACUUUGUGAACAGGCGCACUGUGGAAGAGACACAGGUGCCCGAGAUCAGCGGUGUGGCCAGGAUCUACAACCAGACCUUUUUCCAGAGCCUGCUCAAAGCUACAGGCAUUGAUCUGGAAAACAUUGUAUACUACAAGGACGACACACAUUACUUUGUGAUGACAGCCAAGAAGCAGUGCCUGCUGCGUCUGGGGGUGCUACGUCAGGACUGGCCAGAGACCGACCGGCUGCUGAGCAGUGCCAAUGUGGUGCCCGAGGCUCUGCAGUGCUUUGCCCAGGCAGCUGCUGACUUCGCCACCCAUGGCAAGCUCGGGAAGCUGGAGUUUGCCCGAGACGCCCGUGGGCGGCCUGAUGUCUCUGCUUUUGACUUCACAAGCAUGAUGCGAGCAGAUAGCUCUGCUCGUGUCCAGGAGAAGCAUGGUGCCCGCCUGCUGCUGGGGCUAGUGGGGGACUGCCUGGUGGAGCCCUUCUGGCCCCUGGGCACUGGAGUAGCCCGGGGAUUCUUGGCAGCCUUUGAUGCAGCCUGGAUGGUGAAGCGGUGGGCAGAGGGCGCUGGGCCCCUAGAAGUGUUGGCAGAGCGUGAGAGCCUGUACCAGCUCCUGUCACAAACAUCCCCGGAAAACAUGCACCGCAACGUCGCCCAAUAUGGGCUGGACCCAGCCACCCGCUACCCCAACCUUAACCUCCGGGCUGUGUCUUCUAAUCAGGUGCGAGACCUGUAUGAUGUGAUGGCCAAGGAGCCCGUGCAGAGGAAGAAUGACAAGACUGAUUCAGGAAAGCCCGACAGUGGGUCGGUGGGCACACAGGAAGAACUGCUACACUGGUGCCAGGAGCAGACAGCUGGGUACCCUGGUGUCCAUGUCACCAACCUUUCUUCCUCCUGGGCCGAUGGGCUGGCUCUGUGUGCCCUGGUGAACAGGCUGCGGCCUAGCCUGCUGGAACCCUCAGAGCUGCAGGGGAUGGGGGCUCUGGACGCGACUAGUUGGGCCUUGAAGAUGGCAGAGCAUGAACUGGGCAUCACACCCAUGUUGUCCGCACAGGCAAUAGUGGCAGGAAGCGACCCACUGGGCCUCAUCGCCUACCUUAGCCACUUUCACAGUGCCUUCAAGAGCGCACCCCACAACUCAGGCCCUGUCAACCAAGGCUCCCUGGGGACCUCCAGUGCUGUACUAUUCCUUGGCAAACUGCAGAGGACCCUGCAACGAACCCGGGCCCAGGAAAACGGGGAGGAUGUAGGUGGCAAGAAGCCACGCCUGGAGGUAGAGGCUGAGACCCCCAGCACUGAGGAGCUGCCUGUCCCAGAGUCUGGUGUACCCCGGACACCCCCAUUGCAACACCAGGAGGCUGGUGGCGAGGACGUGUGUGCACUUUGUGGGGAACGCCUUUAUAUCCUGGAACGCCUGUGUGCCAAUGGCCGUUUCUACCACCGGAGCUGCUUCUGCUGCCAUAUCUGUGAGGCCACACUGUGGCCAGGUAGCUAUGGACAGCACCCAGAAGAUGGACAUUUUUACUGCCUGCAGCACCUACCCCAGUCAGGCCACAAAGAGGAUGGCAAUGACAGAGGCCUUGAGAGUCAGGACCUCCCCACACCAGGCGAGAAUAACAUGCCAUCCGGCCCCUCAACUCCAGCUCCCAUGGCCCCCCAGGAGGGGGCCAGUCCAGUCCCAAGCCCCAACCAGCCCACCCGUCGGCCUAUCCGUCUCUCCAGCCCAGAGCGGGAACGGCUGUCCUCCCUCAAUCUGACCCCUGACCCUGAAGAGGAGGCUCCGCCCAAGCCCCCCCGCAGCUGCUCUGCCCUGGCUCGCCAGGCGCUAGAGGGCAGCUUUGUGGGCUGGGGGGUGCCAACCCAGACCCCUCAAGUUCUUAUGGCCAUGGAGGAGGAGGGGGGAGGGCACCCCUCCUCCAGUGACGAGGAUGAGGACAACGACGAGGAUGACAGGGAGCCUGCGGCUCUGGACCCCGCCACGGAACAGGCUCUGCUGACCUUCGCCAAGAACUCAGGCACCAUGGACAAGUACCCGACAUGGCGGCGGACUCUGCUGCGCCGCGCUAAGGAGGAGGAGAUGAAGAGGUUCUGCAAGGCCCAGGCCAUCCAGCGGCGACUCAAUGAGAUCGAGGCUGCUCUGAGGGAGCUGGAGGCCGAGGGAAUGAAGGUGGAGCUGGCCUUGAGGAACCAGAGCAGUUCCCCAGAACAGCAAAAGGCACUAUGGGUACAACAGCUGCUACAUCUUGUUGAGAAGAAACACAGCCUGGUGAAGGAGGAGGCUGAGCUCAUGAUCAAGGUACAGGAGCUUAGCCUGGAGGAGAAACAAUUGCAGCUGGACCAGGAGCUACGAGGCUACAUAAACCGGGAAGGUAGGCAGGAUGUGGGGAGUGGCAGAUAUCAUGGGGCUGGGGUUUGUAUGAUCCUCGUGAUGUCAGAUACUGACCAAGCAACACAGUCCUCUAGUCAGAGUCCCUCUGAGGCAAUUCAGGAGGAAGCCAGAGGAAGGGGCUCCAAGCCCCUACUCUGCCUUCAGUUCAAUCAGAGCUGCACAUUUGGGCUUUCAUGCAGAAUUUCUUUUUAAAAUAUGCUGCUGUGAAACAGUGCUAGAAAACCACUGGUGUUGACAAACCUAAUUUUACAGAUUAGGAAACAAAGCUCAGGUUGUAGAAAUCACAUGGGCCAGGUUUAGGUUUUCCUCUCUAGCCUCCCUGCCUAGUUCUCUAAGCUUCGUCUUCUCACUUCAGAAUCCCUAAAGACAGCUGCCGAUCGGCAGGCUGAGGAGCAGAUUCUGAGGAAGCUGGUGAAUGUGGUGAACCAGCGAGAUGCCCUCAUCCGCU
Molecule: messenger RNA, 4322 nt
Organism: Miniopterus natalensis
Lineage: Eukaryota; Metazoa; Chordata; Mammalia; Chiroptera; Miniopteridae
Source: RefSeq, a predicted model, not a curated record